Messenger RNA from Fonsecaea monophora, 615 nucleotides. RefSeq lists its product as hypothetical. The record is from RefSeq and is a predicted model, not a curated record. The transcript is spliced from 2 exons. NCBI's taxonomy places the organism in Eukaryota, Fungi, Ascomycota, Eurotiomycetes, Chaetothyriales, Herpotrichiellaceae. The coding region runs from base 1 to 615 and encodes 204 amino acids.
AUGACAUCUCUUCCACCAACAUCAACCCUCCCAACACUGGAUGCCGAACAAAGGGCACAAAUUCUCGACACCCUCUUUGAGCCGUGCCAGCAACUGCACACACUAUCCGUCAGCCUACUGCGAGAACAGUCAUUCCCAACCUAUGACUCUCUCAUUGAUGCCGUAGGCCAGCAGCUGCUGGGACUCUUCCGAUCAAAUUUGGAGAGCGAUCAAAAAUGGCUAGAGGCCAUUUUAGCCGCCCAUCCGCGGUUAGGUGAGAAAAAGGUUGACAGUGAGCAGAGUCGCAAGGAGCAAGCGCAACUGAAUCAAGGCGGGACGGAGGAGGCAGAGAAGCUGGCGGCCAUGAACCGGAAAUACGAAGACAAGUUUCCAGGUCUACGAUAUGUAGUGUUCGUGAAUGGACGAAGUCGCCCCGUCAUCAUGGAAGACAUGCAGCAGCGAAUAGACAGAGGCGACAUCCAACUGGAAAAGCAAGAGGCAAUCAAGGUAGGCAGUACUGCUCUCGUGAACCCGUGCAGCCUCAGUCAAGUCACCCAAACUAACGCCUUCUUCUGUUCCCGCCAAAAGGCAAUGUGCGAUAUCGCGAAGGAUCGUGCGAAGAAGCUGGGCGGCUGA